Darwinula stevensoni is the source of this 411-nucleotide messenger RNA. NCBI's taxonomy places the organism in Eukaryota, Metazoa, Arthropoda, Ostracoda, Podocopida, Darwinulidae. The record is from the annotation of a GenBank genome assembly.
AUGGAUUCCAACUCCCAUUCCGAGUGGAGCAUUCAGGUGAGCUACGACGAUGUGUUUGCGGAGCCGGAUGGGAUCAGGAGCCUGGAUUGCGUGUGGCGCCUGUCCAACACUUGCUUCAAGGGAUCCAAGAAUUUCUGCUACAUGGGCCUCACGCUCUUCGUCGCUCCCAUCAUCGCUCUCUGUCAAGGAUUCCAUUUCGCCAUCCUCUCCUUCUGCCACAUCUGGUGCGUCAGUGCGUGCGUUCGCUCGUGCAAGAUCAACUGCGCCGUCGUGAGAAAUUGCUGCGAGAUCUUCUGCCACGCCUGCAUCUCUCCCUGCUACGAGGCUUGCGGAAUGUGCUUGUCCAGGGUCAAGGUCAAGUAUCAGAAACUUCCUGACGGCGAAGCCGAAAAGGAUUACUUCGCCAUCUAA